Lithohypha guttulata is the source of this 5925-nucleotide messenger RNA. RefSeq names its product guanine nucleotide exchange protein for ADP-robosylation factor (gene SEC7). NCBI's taxonomy places the organism in Eukaryota, Fungi, Ascomycota, Eurotiomycetes, Chaetothyriales, Trichomeriaceae. Gene Ontology annotation, biological process: regulation of ARF protein signal transduction. Gene Ontology annotation, molecular function: guanyl-nucleotide exchange factor activity. Bases 1 to 5925 code for a protein of 1974 amino acids. The transcript has 2 exons. The record is from RefSeq and is a predicted model, not a curated record.
AUGUCUGGAGAUCACCCUGCACCAGAUGCUGAAUUGCAGAUAGAUCAGCCUAGUGCCAGCCUCAAUGGAAGCCAGCAAGAUCGACGAGUUAAGAGCGAAGACAAUGGAAGCGCGGAAAGUGUAGGAUCUACUCCUCAAGGUUCUAAUGGAGGACCAACAAUAACAGUUUCCGAUGCCGAUGCGACCUCUCCGAAGUCCUCUGUCGAGGACAUUCAGAAGCCAAACGACGUCAGAGAAACAGGGGGUCUUCCACAUAAUGGACUCUCAUCUGAGGCGAGAGACGACGCAGAGGACUCGGAGACCUCGGGGCAAAGGUUGACAGAUACCGAUCAGCCGGAUACACCUCGUGAAGUCGAUGUGCAGGCAAGACGACCUACAGAUAAUGUGGCACGUCGGAGAUCGGAUUCGCAUGCUACAACUCGAUCGCUGCCGGUCAGCUCGACCGUCUUCGUGGUCAGUGCCCUAGAGAAAAUUAAUGCAUCAAAGGAGGUACGAAAGAGCAAGGACUUUGGCGAUGCUGUCCAGGCUGCUUUGGCCAAUAUCAGGAACACCGAGCAACAGAUCAAUCCUGAACUCAUCUUUCGACCUCUACAAAUGGCUACUAAGUCCUACAACAUCCAGCUUCAGGUGACUGCUUUAGACUGCAUCGGCAAAUUAAUCAGCUAUUCCUACUUCGCCUUCCCAACUCCGGCAUCAGCUCCUCCAGUACCUACAGACACGCCUCCUCUCAUAGAACGGGCGAUCGAAGCCAUUUGUGACACAUUCGAAAAUGAAGCCACUGCCGUCGAGAUCCAGCAACAAAUAGUCAAGUCUCUCUUAGCUGCGGUCUUGGAUGAUAAAAUCGUUGUCCAUGGUGCUGGUCUGCUGAAAGCUGUGAGGCAGAUCUACAACAUUUUCAUCUACUCAAAGUCUAGUCAGAACCAGCAAAUCGCCCAGGGCUCGCUUACGCAGAUGGUUGCCACUGUUUUCGAAAGGAUACGCGUGCGUUUGGAUCUCAAAGAUCUACGCUCCAAGAAUGCAGCCACAACAUCUGCCGAUAGUUUGUCUGGCCGAGCUUCCACAGCUGGAGAAGCCGACCUGAACGGUGACGAUGAGGACAGAGAAGUCCCUAUUUCGUCCUCGCCACCUUCAAUAGAAACGAAUGCAACACCAGCCGAGCAAAGGAUGACAUUACAGGAUUUCGAGACCAAUAAAACCUUGGACGAGUCUGUUUUGGCAGAUACUGCUCCAACCACAGUCACACGCGCCAGACGUGAUCGAAAAGGCACUAGAGUCAACUCGGUGCCCACUUCACGUAACAGUCUGCAGGAGGAUCGAGAAGAUCUGGAUAUGAGCACUGAAGACGAAGACGACAUCUACCUCAGAGACGCCUUCCUAGUGUUCCGGUCUUUAUGCAAGCUGAGUCAGAAACAGUUGAGCUACGACCAACAGCAGGAUUUAAGAGCUCAAAGUAUGCGUUCUAAACUGCUUUCAUUGCAUCUGAUACAUCACGUCUUGAACAACUACAUGACAGUCUUCACCUCUCCCUAUUCAGCUUUAAAAGGAGGAAAUGAGGGAGAGGACGUACCGUUUGUACAAAUUGCGAAACCGCACCUUUGCCUCAGUUUGUCCAGGAAUGCAGCCAGCUCUGUACCCCGUAUCUAUGAGGUCUGCUGCGAGAUCUUCUGGCUCUCUCUGAAGGAGCUGAGAGUAGCCUUGAAGAAGGAACUUGAGGUCUUCUGGAAAGAGGUAUAUUUAUCUGUCCUCGACAAAAGAAGUGCUCCUAUGUUUCAGAAGCAGAUGAUUAUGGAUGUGCUUGAAAGAUUAUCUCGUGACGCUAGAGCGCUAGUAGAGAUAUACUUGAAUUACGAUUGUGACCGCACAGCUCUGGACAAUAUGUACCAAGAGAUUAUUGAACACCUCUCCCGGUAUUGCAGCAAUCCGAUCGCGGUCACCCCACAGCAACAAAAUCUUUAUCAAGAGCAGCACAACAAAGCCACUGCCACUGAGUGGCACAACAAGGGCAAUCUGUUCCCUAGUCUAGCCACAGCCAAUGUUGUACCAGCACCUCAGCCACCGCCAGUCAUACCUGCAGAGUAUGGCCUCAAGCAACAGGCUCUGAGAAGUCUUGUAGAAAUACUCAGCUCGCUGGACAGCUGGUCUUCCACUGAUACGUCAAAUGGAUCUGGUUAUGCUGCAUCCCAUAUCUCCAAAGACGAUGCUCGUGACUCAAUGGAUCAUCCGGGCCCUAUACCACCUUCACCACAGAUCGUAAGCGGCUUCUCUGAUUCUGGCGCUUCUACACCAGUAUUGGAGGAUGACCCUAAUGAGAUCGAGAAAGUCAGGAAGCGUAAAACAGCAUUGAACGAAGCGAUCAGAACGUUCAACUUCAAGCCCAAGCGUGGUGUUAAAGCACUUAUUGAUCAUGGCUUCAUCCGUAGUGCCACACCCUCGGAUGUUGCACAAUUCCUGAUAUCGAAUGAGCGCUUAGAUAAGGCAAUGUUAGGCGAGUACAUGGGAGAAGGUGACGAUUACAAUGUGGCGGUAAUGCAUGCAUUCGUGGAUACCAUGGACUUUACCAAACGGCGUUUUGUUGACGCUCUUAGACAGUUUCUCCAAAGUUUCCGACUGCCUGGUGAGGCUCAGAAGAUUGAUCGGUUUAUGCUCAAAUUCGCAGAGAGGUACCUGACUGGAAAUCCCAAUGCUUUUGCUAAUGCGGAUACUGCAUACGUCCUUGCAUACUCCGUUAUCAUGCUCAAUACGGAUCAACAUAGUGUCAAGAUGAAAGGCAGACGCAUGACACCUGAAGACUUCAUUAAGAACAACAGGGGAAUCAACGAUGGCCAAGACCUACCACCGGAAUAUCUGACAAGCAUUUACGAAGAGAUCGCAAGCAACGAGAUUGUGUUGAGUUCAGAGCGCGAGCACGCCGAAGACCUAGGCAUACAGACUUCUGCACCGGCAGCAGGAUUAGCUUCUCGUACAGGUCAAGCCCUCGUCAAUUUUGGUCGUGAUUUGCAAGCAGAACGCCAGACAGUCGAAGCAGACAAGAUGGCGACUCGCACAGAACAACUAUUUAGGACUCUAGUCAGGGCGCAAAAGAAAUCUGCCGUCCGAGAGGCUCUGUCACGUUUCGUGCCCGCAUCGAACACUCGGUAUGUAGGUCCCAUGUUCGCAGAGUCGUGGAUGUCGUUCUUGUCUGCUUUCUCGAGUCAGAUGCAAGACGCUCAGAACACAGAACUUAUACAACAGUGUCUCGAUGGCUUACGCUUAGCGAUUCGAAUAACCUGUCGCUUCGACCUCGACACACCAAGAACAGCAUUCGUGACCACGCUAGCGAAGUUUACCAACCUUGGCAAUAUCAAAGAGAUGACGGCUAAGAAUCUGCAAGCUCUCCGCAUACUUAUCGAGGUCGCUACUACCGAAGGCGACUUGCUGAAAGGGGCAUGGCGAGAGAUCCUGACAUGUGUCAGUCAGCUAGAUCGGCUUCAGCUCUUGUCGACUGGAGUUGAUGAGGGUGCGCUUCCCGACAUGACAAGAGCUUCGAUUCCAACGCCUUCCAACCUCAAGGAGACAAGUAGAGGUAGAAGGUCGAUGCAGAUGUCCAAGAGACCAGGGGCUCGGUCCACGAACAGUUUUAGACCCGAGGUCGCCGACGAAACGAAGUCAUCAGAUAUGGUUCGAGGCGUUGAUCAGAUAUUCACGAACACAGCCAAGCUGUCUGCUAGUGGCAUCGUCGACUUUGUACAAGCGCUUACCGAUGUCAGCUGGCAAGAGAUUCAGUCAUCUGGCAACUCUGACUCGCCGCGGAUGUACAGCUUACAAAAGCUGGUCGAAAUAAGCUACUACAACAUGACAAGGGUACGAAUUGAAUGGUCUAGGAUCUGGGAUGUGCUUGGUGAUCAUUUCAACCAGGUUGGAUGCCACAACAACACAGCCGUUGUGUUCUUCGCGCUCGAUUCUCUAAGACAACUAUCAAUGAGAUUUCUGGAGCUCGAAGAACUGCCGGGCUUCAAAUUUCAAAAAGAUUUCUUGAAGCCAUUCGAGUACGUUAUGGCAAACAACCCAGCUGUGACAGUCAAAGAUAUGGUUCUACGAUGUCUAAUCCAGAUGAUUCAAGCUCGUGGCGACAAUAUUCGUUCUGGGUGGAAAACAAUGUUCGGAGUUUUCACAGUUGCGGCAGCAGAACAAUACGAAGCGAUUGUUAACAUAGCCUUUGACUAUACGACGCAAAUAUACAACGCUAGGUUUGCUGUUGUUAUUACCCAAGGAUCUUUCCCCGACCUUAUCCAAUGCCUUAAGGAGUUUUCGAAGAAUCUCAGAUUUCAGAAGAAAUCGUUGCAGGCAAUGGAGUUACUCAAGUCAACAGUACCAAAAAUGUUGAGGACACCUGAAUGUCCCUUAUCGCGCAGGCAUAUGAAAGCUUCGGGGUCUUCAGUGGACGGCAUUACGUUCGGGGUGAGGCAGCCAAGUGCACAAACAGAGGAAGAACAAUUCUGGUAUCCAGUUCUCUUGGCAUACCAAGACGUCCUGAUGACGGGCGAAGACCUGGAAGUGCGAUCUCGAUCGCUAAACUAUCUGUUCGAAACACUGACAAGAUAUGGAGGAGACUUUCCCAAAGACUUUUGGGAGACAUUAUGGCGGCAGGUGUUAUACCCUAUCUUCGUUGUUCUGCAAUCUAAAUCGGAAAUGUCCAAAGCACCCAAUCACGAAGAAUUGUCGGUGUGGCUAUCCACGACGAUGAUACAGGCGUUGCGCAACAUGAUCUCACUCUUUACGCAUUACUUCGAGUCGUUGGAGCACAUGCUGGAUCGAUUCCUCGAACUCCUGAGCUUGUGCAUCUGCCAAGAGAACGAUACUAUUGCUCGAAUUGGCAGCAAUUGCUUGCAGCAGUUGAUCUUGCAGAACGUGGGGAGAUUUACUCCCGACCACUGGGCACGGACGGUGGGAGCAUUUGUAGAGCUCUUUAACCGCACUACGGCGUACGAGCUCUUCUCAGCAGCGGCAACGAUGUCUGAAGCCAGGCCGACAGUCACAGACACAAGUGAUGGCUUGUCCAUUGCGUCGACGGCGUUAGAUCAGACAAUGCCAGAACAAGCUAUAACGAACGGCGAUCAUAGCAACGCGCCAGAUGUGACAGCAGCAGAAGCGACACAAGGUGAACUCGAGGAUUACAAGCCUCAAACAGGCAUGCAAACACCCGCGCCAGUAGUGACUGCAGCGCGACGGCGAUUUUUCAACAAGAUAAUUACCAAUUGUGUACUGCAGCUAUUAAUGAUCGAAACAGUGGCAGAGUUGUUCAGCAACGAUAGCGUAUAUGCUCAGAUACCGUCGAAGGAACUGCUGCGGCUGAUGAGUCUGCUCAAAAAGUCGUAUCAAUUUGCCAAAAAGUUUAACGGAGACAAGGAGUUGAGGAUGGCAUUAUGGCGACAGGGAUUCAUGAGACAGCCGCCAAAUCUGCUUAAGCAGGAAUCUGGAUCGGCUAACACGUACGUUGGCAUUCUGAUGCGGAUGUAUCACGAUGAAGGUGAAGAGAGGAGAAUGGCUCGAGCUGAGACGGAAGGAGCUCUGAUCCCUCUCUGUGCCGACAUCAUUCGCAAUUUUACACAGCUCGACGAUGAGACUCAGCAACGUAAUAUCGUAGCGUGGCGGCCGGUAGUGAUAGAUGUGAUCGAAGGGUAUACGAAUUUCCAGAUGGACGCGUACAACAAGCAUCUGGAAACAUUCUAUCCGCUUGUUAUAGCACUGUUAGAAAAGGAGGUUACCAACGACCUUCGUGGCGCAAUAUGGGGGUUCCUAAGGAGAACUGGGGAGUGCAGAUUUGGGAUGGCUGAAUUUGUGCCCACUAGGGCACGAGAAGGUAGCUUUACCAGUGACAGAGGCGGAGUGCCACCAGUCAGCCCAGGACCUGUACAGCGAAGGGCUAGUCGAGUGAGUAACCGCUAG